Messenger RNA from Stylophora pistillata, 730 nucleotides. RefSeq lists its product as uncharacterized. Gene Ontology annotation, cellular component: signaling receptor complex; plasma membrane. The record is from RefSeq and is a predicted model, not a curated record. Gene Ontology annotation, biological process: protein phosphorylation; cell surface receptor protein tyrosine kinase signaling pathway; multicellular organism development. Lineage: Eukaryota; Metazoa; Cnidaria; Anthozoa; Scleractinia; Pocilloporidae. Gene Ontology annotation, molecular function: ATP binding; protein binding; transmembrane receptor protein tyrosine kinase activity.
AUUAGAGCUAGAAAUGAGAUCACCUUAGAUGUUUGCGAAGAACUAACUUUAAGUUCAGAAACAGUUGAAAACGGAAAUGGAAUAGACGAUUGUAAGCGAAUCAGAGACGACCCAGAUUUAAAAGUAGGCGAGAACGAGGUUUUUACUUUGGAUGAAAGAGAGCCAUUAAUGAUGGAGAAAGAACAUGGAUAUGAAAAGACACGAGGAUUUACAGACAAGGAAGCCAUUCCAAUCCAACAAAACAUCGUCACUGGAAAUACCUGCGAACAGGCCACGGACGAGAAAAGAGAAGAGCUGAUUGGAAAGAAAAAUUUUCUAAUUAACGACGCUACCCCACAACCAAGGCAUGGUUCUGGUCGUCCGGCCUCUGUUGUUAACUUGAUAGAAAGCGCAACCACCUCGAAAUGUGAGGACGAAAAUGAGGGACUUUCAGAAAAGGACCUUCUUUGCUUUGCGUGGCAGGUUGCAGAAGGAAUGAAUUACUUGGCCAGUCGAGGAUUCGUUCAUCGUGAUCUGGCUGCCCGCAACAUUCUUCUUGGGGAGGGUAGAGUAGUAAAGAUUGCUGACUUUGGCCUGCUACGUCAAACUGCAAAUUAUAUAUACGAAAUUAAAAACACGAAGAAAGUACCUGUGAAAUGGAUGGCACCUGAGGUCAUCUCGACCAAUACGUUCACCUCCAAAAGCGAUGUAUGGUCUUAUGGAGUUUUUGUGUGGGAAUUAGCAACAUUAG